Molecule: messenger RNA, 2409 nt
Organism: Plasmodium falciparum 3D7
Lineage: Eukaryota; Apicomplexa; Aconoidasida; Haemosporida; Plasmodiidae
Product: LETM1/MDM38 family protein
Cellular component (GO): mitochondrial membrane; mitochondrial inner membrane
Molecular function (GO): ribosome binding
Source: RefSeq, a predicted model, not a curated record
AUGAUACUUCAAGAGGUUAAUAAAAAAAAUUAUUUUUAUUGUAUUAAUAAAUAUUAUGGGUGUGUGAAACGUACCUUUUAUAGUUAUAAGAAUAUAAAAUUUUAUAAAAAAAAUAAUUUAUAUAUAAACGAAUAUGAAAAAAAUAAAACUAUAAGUUACAAGGACAUUAGUAUAGGUAUAUCUAGAGAAUAUUUUAAUAAUAAAAGAUAUUAUAAUAAAUUAAUAAUAAAUAACAAACACAAAGUUGAUGAUAAUGUAUUUAUUACUCCUACGGUUUUGUCAAAACAUUUAAAAAGCAAAUAUUUUUCGACAAGUCAUGAAACCCUUAAAGGAGUUAAUAAUAUAUCAACCAAUUGUGAAAAUAUAAAAAAAAAAAAAAAAAAUGAACAACAAAAAAAUGAAGAAAAUAAAGUCGAAGAAAAACAUAAUAAAGAAAAUAAAAUCGAAGAAGAACAUAAUAAAGUAAAUCAAUUAAAAGAAGAACAUAAUAAAGUAAAUCAAUUGAAAGAACAACAUAAUAAAGUAAAUCAAUUGAAAGAACAACAUAAUAAAGUAAAUCAAUUAAAAGAACAACAUAAUAAAGUAAAUCAAUUAAAAGAACAACACAAUAUAGAAUUCCCUGCUACACUAAAACCUAGCAACAUUAACAAUAAAAAGGGUGUGUAUCAUGAAGAAAGAGAAGAGACAAUUAACAAAGACCAUGAAGGGAAAAUAAAAAAUGCAAAUACAUAUCCUCAUAUAAACAAAAUAGAAGAUAAUAGAAAUGAACAUAUUGAUAUGAUUAAUAUUUUAAAAAAAAAAAAAAUUAUAAUAAAUGAAAAAGAAACUAAAAUAACGAAAUUUUGUAAUAAAAGUAAUAAAGCUUUAAAAUGUGUUAUAUCAAUUUUAAAAAAAACGAGUAAUAAAAUAAAAAUUAUUAUAUUACAACCUUCCAUAUUAAAAGUUUAUUAUGAAAAUAUAAAAAAAAAUAUAAAGCAUACAAUAGUAUGGGUAAAAACGGGUAUAUUGUUAUUUUUAACAAAUAUGAAAAUAUCAAAAAAUUUGAUUAUUAAAAGAUUAAAAGGUUAUCGAUUAUCUUAUUCAGAAUAUAAAUUAUUAAUUAGAACUAUGAAUGAUAUGUUUAAAUUAAUUCCAUUUUCUUUUUUUAUAAUAAUACCAUUUGCUGAAUUUCUGUUACCAAUAUUUUUAAAAAUAUAUCCUAAUCUUUUACCAUCCACAUUUAAAAAUGAUGAUAAUUUUAAUAAUAUUAAAAAAAAUUUAUAUGCAAAAGAGCAGCUAGCCAAAUUUUUACAACAGCUCAUAGAAGAAAAGGAAAAGCAGUUAAAUGAAAACAUAGGAAUUGAUUCAGAGAAAAAAAAAAAUAUUUUAAAUAAAUUCCAUCAACAAUUAAUUAAUAAAGAUGAAAAAGAUAUUAAUCCUUUCCUUAGUGUUAAUGAUACUUUAAAAAUUGCAAAAAUUUUUAAAGAAGAUUUUGUAUUAGAUCAAAUGAACUUAAAAACAUUACAAACAAUAUGUCAUCUUUUAGGAUUGAAACCAUAUGGUAUACAUUAUCAUGUUGUAUUACAAUUAAGACAUCAUUUCUUAAGAUUACAAAGAGAAGAUAGAGAAUUAAUAUAUGAAGGUGUUGAUAAUUUAAAACAUAACUCAUUAGUAGAAAUAUGUAGAGAUAGAGGUAUGAACUUUAAUACAACCGAAAAAGAAAUGAAAGUACAAAUUCAACAAUGGUUACAACUAGCUAGCAUUAAAGAAGUUCCAUAUAUACUUCUCUUAUAUAUUAGAUGUGUAGUUGUAACACAUGCCAUCAUGGAUAUACAUGAUGAAGAAAAAAAAAAUCAAAACUUACAAAAUGGAAACAACAACAAUAAUAAGGGUACUAGUAAUAAUAAUAAUAUUAAUAAUAACAAUAAUAAUAAUAACAAUAAUAACAAUAACAAUAACAAUAAUCAUUCUGAUAAUAAUAAUAACAUUCCUCAUUCAUCACACAUUGAUGAUAAACAAAAACUAAUACAAGAAGCUAAAGAAAAAUUAGAUGAUUUAAAAAUGAAAGAACAAGAAAUUAAAAAAAAUAUUAACAAACAAACAGACGAAGACGAUAUACACAAUAAGGAAAAUAAUGUCAAGGUUGAUUUUGUUAAAAAAAAUAAAUAUUUGCAGAAUGAAUUGAACAUGUUGAAGCGUAUUUGUGACUUACAGCACAAAGAACUUAAAAUUGCCUUUACCUCCUUAACAGAACUAGCCGAAAAAAAACAAUCAUGCGACAUUAACCAACUAAUCAAAAAUAUGUCCCAAAGAUUGCUAGAUAUUGAAAAACACAUUAGCGAACUGAAUGUACAUAAGCAAGUGGAAAUGGAUGAAUAUUUUUAUCCCGAAGAUAAAAAAACUGACGAUUCUUUGAAUGUAAAAAAUUAA